Argentina anserina (silverweed cinquefoil) is the source of this 1632-nucleotide messenger RNA. RefSeq names its product two-component response regulator ARR10-like. Lineage: Eukaryota; Viridiplantae; Streptophyta; Magnoliopsida; Rosales; Rosaceae. The transcript has 5 exons. Gene Ontology annotation, molecular function: DNA-binding transcription factor activity; DNA binding. The record is from RefSeq and is a predicted model, not a curated record. The coding region runs from base 346 to 1410 and encodes 354 amino acids.
GAGAAGAGUUUUUCUAGGGUUCCGCAUUUCUAUUGUAUUGUAAUAGAGAGCUGAUUGAAGUACUGAUAUCCAAAGCUAUUGUCUUCCUUAGUUGAUGGACUUCGAUGUCUUCUGCUGUCAAUAAUACUUCUCUCUUUCCGAGCAAUCAAGCAUGAGUUCUGAGGAACAAAGAAUAGGGACAAUAGCAGCUGCCCGACCAGAAAGGUGAUGAUCAUCGACUUUCCGAUCCAUCAAGCUCCCCAGAAGGCUCUAAUCCCCAGUUAUCUUCUUCACUCUUAAUAAAUCCGCAAAUCCCUUCCAUUUUUCUCUGUCUAUACUCGAUUAAUUUGAGCACUUGGAGAGGCUAUGGAGGGGAUUAUGAGCGGUGAGUCUGAAUGCUCGAAGACAAGUCCUUCUAAUGACCGAAAUGAGGAAGGCAGUAGUGAGAGUGGUGAGAACUGCGAUGGCGAAAUCAGUAAGCCCAAAAACAAUGGAGGAAGCUCAAGCAACAGCACAGUGGAGGAAAGUGAUAAGAAAAAAGGAUCGGUGCGACCCUAUGUUAGAUCCAAGAUGCCAAGGCUCAGAUGGACACCGGAUCUCCAUCUUCGCUUUGUUCACGCCGUGGAGAGGCUAGGAGGACAAGACAGAGCUACACCAAAAAUGGUUCUUCAGCUGAUGAACAUCAAGGGGCUAAAUAUUGCACAUGUCAAGAGCCAUUUACAGAUGUAUAGAAGCAAGAAGAUCGACGACGCAGGCCAAGUGAUAGCAGAUCAAGGCCAUCAUCUUGUUGAAUGUGGAGAUAAAAAUAUUUACAACCUCAGCCAACUUCCCAUGCUUCAAGGAUAUAACCGAAGCCAUAUGAGUUCCAGCUUCAGAUAUAGAUACGGUGAUGCCAAUUCUUGGAGUACUAGUGCUUAUGAGAACUUGAGGCAUCCAAGAAGACCUGGUGGAAUAUUGCAAGGGACUAUAGCUGAGAGAUUCUUUGGCAGCAGUGCCACAAUUAGCAACUGGAACAAUAUCGCUUACAGCAAUUUCCGAACAAGCUCCGAACAAGUACCGUCUUGGAAUACUCAUACACUCAAAGACGAAUGCAGCCAGUUGUACAACACUCGUCGACAGUCCUUGCAAGCACAUCAAAGUAGGUUGAGUCUCAUUGAUCAACUUCAUCCUACGGCUCAUGUGCAAUCCAAAGCAAAGGAUCACUUCACAAGUUUGAGCAGCGCACAAACCAAUGUACAAGAGUUGAAGACAUUGAAAAGGAAGGCUUCGGAUUGCGAUCUUGAUCUAGAUCUAUCUCUCAGGUUAACAACGAAGACUAAUGACGAGAUCCCAAGAAGUAUUACUCUGAAGGACGAUGAAGUUGAUUGCACUAGUCUUUCUCUGUCACUGUACUCGCCGCCAUCGGGAAAACGCAGCAAAGUGAAGGAAUAAAAUCAACGAAUUCGAAGAUAAAAGUAUGGAGCAUAAAUAUAUUUGCAAAGAAAGAGCUAGCUGAGCAAGUACUCUGGAUCUGACUAUAUGAAUGAGACAGUAUUCUAAGUGAGAUAUUGAGGUACUUGCUCAAAAUUACAACAGUGUCAAUCUUGUUAUUGUGAUGAAUUGUCUUAUUAUUGUACUGCUUUUAUACAUAUAAACUUUUUUCUUGUUCAUCUU